Molecule: messenger RNA, 3268 nt
Organism: Ctenopharyngodon idella (grass carp)
Lineage: Eukaryota; Metazoa; Chordata; Actinopteri; Cypriniformes; Xenocyprididae
Exons: 2
Coding region: 371-1747 (458 amino acids)
Source: RefSeq, a predicted model, not a curated record
CAAACUAAUAGUUUCUCUAAAUUAUUAUCAAACCAGAACUAAUCAUAUAUGUGAUUGAUUAUAAUUCGUUGUAAUUAAUUCACAAUAUAUGUAUAAUUCCCUCUCGGGUCGGUAUAUGUAUUAUAAUUAAUCAUAAAGCUUUAUGAUUUAUUAUAUUCAUAUAUUUCACCCAUAAAUUAAUUAAAUACCUGUACUGAUUCGCUACAACACACUCCACCACAUGUUACUUUUCGGCGAAACCUACUCUCACUCUCACCCUCCCACCUAUCCUCUUUGGUCUCAUCCACACUUCCUCCCCCUAAACAGUUCUCAUCAUUGGACACUAACAAUGCUACUGACACUCUUUGCACCACGCUAACAUCUUGCUUAGAUGACUUCUGCCCCCGCUCAUCCAGACCAGCCCGCGCCACCCCUUCUGCCCCCUGGCUAUCCGAUGUUCUCUGUGAGCAUCGGUCUAGACUCAGGGCUGCAGAGAGGAAGUGGCGCAAAUCUGAAGAUCCUACUGAUCUUAGCUUCUAUCAGUCACUCCUUUCUUCUUUCUCAACAAAUGUCUCCAAUGCUAAAACCACAUACUAUCACAAUAAAAUUAACAAUUCUACUGAUUCCCGCACACUUUUCAAAACUUUCUCUUAUUUGCCCUCCUCCCCUCCCUCCCACAUCAGUUCUUACAGCUGAUGACUUUGCCACAUUCUUCACACAUAAAAUAACAACCAUCAGCUGCCAAUUCUCCACACCACAUACUGACAAUAACAUCUUAAUGGAAAACACACAAAUUCUCCCCUCCUUUUCUAUGAUCUCUGAGGCAGAUGUUUCCAAACUCAUCCUUUCCAAUCACUCUAUUACCUGUCCGCUUGACCCUAUCCCCACUCAUCUUCUUCAGGCCAUCUCCUCCUCAAUUGUACCUGCACUCACUCACAUUAUCAAUUCUUCUCUUCACACUGGUACAUUUCCCACGGCUUUUAAGCAGGCUAGGAUUACACCACUGCUUAAAAAACCCACUCUGAAUCCAGCACUUUUAGAAAACUACAGACUGGUAUCCCUUCUUCCAUUCAUUGUGAAGAUACUUGAGAGAGUUGUGUUCAACCAACUAUCUACUUAUCUCACACAGAACAACCUCCUUGACAACAACCAUUCUGGCUUUAAGAGUGGCCACUCAACCGAGACUGCCCUGAUCUCAGUUACUGAAGCCCUGAGAUUGGCACAAGCAACUUCAAAAUCAUCGGUACUCAUCUUGCUGGAUCUGUCUGCUGCUUUUGACACAGUCAACCACCAGAUCCUCCUGUCAACCCUCAUGUCGAAGGGCAUCUCAGGAACCGCACUCCAGUGGUUCGAGUCUUAUCUCUCAGAUGAUCCGACGGUUGCUGGUCGCAUCGCAGCCUGCCUGACAGCCAUUUCUGCCUGGAUGAAGGACCACCACCUUCAACUCAACCUUGCUAAAAUGGAACUGCUUGUGGUCGGUGCCAACCCAACACUUCAUCACAACCUUUCCAUUCAACUUGGGUCGUCAACCAUAACUCCUUCCAGGAUGGCCAGGAACCUUGGAGUCGUGAUGGAUGAUUGUUUAAGCUUCACAGAUCAUAUUGCUACAACGGCAGGUUUGCCCUGUACAACAUUAGGAAGAUCAGACCCUUCCUAUUGGAGAUUUCCACACAAAUUCAUGUCCAAGCUCUUGUUCUAUCCAGACUGGACUAUUGUAAUGCUCUCUUGGCAGGCCUUCCAGCAUGCACUGUCAAGCCUCUACAACUGAUCCAGAAUGCUGCAGCAAGACUGGUCUUUAACGAACCGAAGAGAGCGCAUGUCACACCUCUCUUCAUCAGUUUGCAUUGGCUGCCAGUUGCUCGUAUCCAAUUCAAGGCUCUAAUGGUUGCCUACAGAACAUCCACUGGCUCUGCACCUCUAUACCUAAACUCACUACUUCAGACUUACGCGCCCUCCAGAAGCUUGCGUUCUGCAAGUGAACAGCGCCUUGUGGUGCCAUCCCAAAGGGGCACAAAAUCACUCUCAUGGACCUUCUCCUGGUCUGUUCCUGGUUGGUGGAAUGACCUACCAUGAUUUGUUUUGAUUGCUUCUACUAUUCUCAUUUGUAAGUCGCUUUGGAGAAAAGCGUCUGCUAAAUGACUAAAUGUAAAUGUAAAUGCCACAGUUUAAUGGGUAAAUGAAUUUAUUACAAAGAGAAAUUCAACACACGCACACACACUGUCAGGCUUUUAUUUGAAUAUGUAACAUGAAACCUAUGGAAUGUGGAAUGUGUCUAUGGAAUGUGUGGUGGCUGCUUCAUCUGAUGAAGCUUCUUUCACAGGGUUUUGGCUGCUUUAUUUUUUACUAAACACCAGAUGGCGCUGUUUUCAACACUCUCAAAGCUUUUAAUCUCUUCCCGGAACAAUGAGGGGAAAGCCUCAGUGCUUCAUGAGGCUUCAUUACUAAGUGGUAAGAUUACUACUAAGUGGUAAGAUUGAACUACUAACUACUAAGUGGUAAGAUGAAACUAAGUGGUAAGAUUCACUACUAAGUGGUAAGUGGUCACUGCUAAGUGGUAAGUGGUCACUGCUAAGUGGUAAGAUUCACUACUAAGUGGUAAGAUUAAAGGUGCUGUAUGCGAUCUCUCAAAUUCGUUGUUGGAUAUUGUUGAUAUUUGAAAUCAACCCAAACAAACCCACCCCUCUCUUCAUUACUCCACUUCUGCAGUGCAAAGAUGGAUUUUUUGAUUAUUUAUUUUGAUAGGUAACAGUCUGAUUGGGUCUUAUUGCUCUAACUGAAUUUAUUGUUUAACAUUUAAAAACAAAUUUUCAAUUUUAAUUGAAGAAAUUGACAAAAUAUGAUAUUUAUGACGUACAUUAAAUGAGAUUGCGAAAAAAAAAAUUGCUCUUAUAAUGGUAAAAAUGCCUGUGGAAAUUAAUUUAAAAGGGGCAAAUAUUGCUCUGUAAUGGGAAAGUUAAUGUCUGUUAUUGAUCAGAAAGUGCUCCUAAAUUAUUGACUGUGCUCCUAAUUUUUUUUUAUUAGGAGCACAAGUGCUCCUAAAGAAAAAUGUUAGCGUAGAACCCUGAAACUACAAGUUUUAUUUGUCAUACAGAUAUUCAUAGUUGUUGAGGCAUUAUUCUGUUUUGAUUCAGUUGAAAUGUAAAGAUUUAAAUAAUGUUCAUAUACAGUGGCCUCUAAAAGUAUUUAGACACUUAAGCUACAAUGAAACAUUUAUAAAUGUUUUUUCUUUUUUUUGCAUUUGUUUUUCAAUCAAAAAAUGUAAAUAUGAAACUAUAUAUAUUUUAUCUUU